This is a messenger RNA of Pollicipes pollicipes, 1307 nucleotides long. RefSeq names its product vesicle-associated membrane protein-associated protein B-like. The coding region runs from base 8 to 673 and encodes 221 amino acids. Gene Ontology annotation, cellular component: endoplasmic reticulum membrane; plasma membrane. Gene Ontology annotation, biological process: endoplasmic reticulum membrane organization. Gene Ontology annotation, molecular function: FFAT motif binding. The transcript is spliced from 6 exons. The record is from RefSeq and is a predicted model, not a curated record. NCBI's taxonomy places the organism in Eukaryota, Metazoa, Arthropoda, Thecostraca, Pollicipedomorpha, Pollicipedidae.
UACCAACAUGUCGACGUCGGAUAACUUCUUAGUCAUCGAGCCUUCGCAGGAGUUGCGAUUCAAAGGCCCAUUUAAAGAUGAAGUGUCUAGCAGUAGCUUGACCCUUACCAAUACAUCAGACAAGAAGAUCACUUUCAAGAUCAAGACCACUGCACCAAAGAGAUAUUGUGUGCGACCAAACCAGGGUAUAGUGGAGCCAGGAGCCACAGUCAACAUUGCAGUAAUGCUUCAGCCAUUCGAUUACGAUCCUGCGGAGAAAAACAAACACAAGUUCAUGGUACAGACGAUGUUCCUGCCUGAGGGAGAGGAGGUGGAGUUGGAGACCCUGUGGAAGACUGCCAGUCCGGAGCAGAUCAUGACCUCGAACAAGAUGCGCUGCGUGUUCGAGCUGCCGGCGGAUGCACAGGAGGAUCUGGUCAACAGGCCGGAGCCGAAGGACAUGAAGAUGGCGACGGAGGAGCUGCGCAAGCUGCGGGAGGACCUGAGCAGUGCCCGCGGCGAAAAUCUACAGCUCAGGGAGGAAGGCAUUCGAUUGCGGCGCCAGCUGUCGAGUGCGGCCAGCGCGCCGGGCAGCGCCGCUGCCGACGCCGCGCCCGCCGACACCACCAUGUACUAUGUGAUGGCCGCCGUGGCGCUAGUCAUCGGCGUCAUCGUAGGCAAACUUGUCAUGUAGACCGGUCCGAUCCGCCGCCGCCGCCGCUGGCAGAGCAGCACCACCGCCAGCAGCAGCAGCAGCAGCAGCUCUCCCGUACCAAAUCAGAGGCGUGUGCCUGCGCUUGUCCGUCGGUGUGGAGUCGGACCGCGUACGACCCCUCCCCUCGUCCGCCCGCACGCAUCACGGAAUUUCUUAUCUGUCCCCGGUUUCGGCCCCUGCCGCGAUUGAAAUGGCCCGUGAAUCUGGGGGCGAUCGUUGCCGACGGCUCCUCCGACCCCCUCUGCCCGAACCAAGGUAGUGGCGAAUGGCUUGCCGUUCUGGUGUGGCCGUAUGCGAGAGGUUGUGCACGCAUGCGCGUCAGGGAUGGAGGCGCCAAGGCCUGGCAUGGGGUGUUGGUGUGGGAGUGCCGGUGUCACUCUGAACAGUGCAGCGAGCUGCGGCGUGUCGUCCCACCGCCUGCCAUUGGCCAGCCAGCGAUUGUCCAGUCUGCGCCGAGAGGUUGCUCCUGGGUUAGCGGGCGAGGGAGCGGUGGGUUGUUGUCUUUUCUACGGCGCCCGACGGAGGAGGGGCGCUCUGUUACUGUGGCGCCCCGAGCUGUCGUGAAAUCGCCGGUUGUUUGGCUGUGUGGAAAUAUUGCGCUAGUCGUGGGUUA